This is a messenger RNA of Moneuplotes crassus, 265 nucleotides long. NCBI's taxonomy places the organism in Eukaryota, Ciliophora, Spirotrichea, Euplotida, Euplotidae. The record is from the annotation of a GenBank genome assembly.
AUGUACGAACAUCCAAUCAAAAGAGCAGGAUUAAGCUUUUCCAGAAUUCUCUACUCAAACACCAAAGCCGUCCAAGCUGGAUUCCCACCAGUAUUAUACAACAAGUUCAACUUCAACUACACUGAGAAACUAUUCUCCAAUGGUCUAAUGACUUCUAAGAAGGAUGUGACUUCCAAAGACCUCGAUGAGAUCUUCCCAGCUCGUGAGGAAACAUUAGAAUAAUUUUUAAGUAACUGAAAGUUCCAGCCCAACUAUCUUCAUUGGC